AUGAUUUGCCACAAGACGCCGGUGAUCAAUCACAGCUACUUCGUGCGGAUGCAGGCGCUGCGUUCGCGCAUCUGCGCGUUUCUCGCGGAGUGUUUGCUCUCCUACUUCGACAACCACGUCGCGGGCGCGCUGUUUCGGACAGCCAUGGCGGACGCGGGCGCGGACAACUUCGAAAUCGAGGAGUUCAAAAUCAAGCGACUCAUCAAGGCGCUCAGCGCGGCGCGCGGGAACGGCACUUCGGUGAUUACGCUCAUCGUGAAGGCGCGCGACGACAUCAGCCGCAUCGGGCGGCUGCUCACGGAGGAGGCGGGCACGGCGUCGAACAUCAAGUCGCGCGUGAACCGGCUCUCGGUGCUGUCGGCCAUUGCGUCCGCCGCGCAGAAGGUGAAGACCUACUCGCGCACGCCGCCGAACGGGUUGCUGAUUUUCUGCGGCUCGGUGCUCAACGCGGACGGCAAGGAGCGGAAGCUGAGCAUUGCGAUCGAGCUCGUCGAGUGCGUGCCGCUCGACGAGUGGAUUAUCGAGAACUACAAGAGCUUCGGCGUGGAGCUGUGCUUCGUGACCGACGCGAGCCAGGAAGGCUCGCAGUUCGUGAAGGGCUUCGGCGGCAUCGGCGCGGUGCUGCGCUACAAGGUCGAG
Molecule: messenger RNA, 639 nt
Organism: Dermatophagoides pteronyssinus (European house dust mite)
Lineage: Eukaryota; Metazoa; Arthropoda; Arachnida; Sarcoptiformes; Pyroglyphidae
Product: eukaryotic peptide chain release factor subunit 1-like
Source: RefSeq, a predicted model, not a curated record